Capsella rubella is the source of this 578-nucleotide messenger RNA. RefSeq names its product 60S acidic ribosomal protein P2-3. Gene Ontology annotation, molecular function: structural constituent of ribosome. Bases 82 to 432 code for a protein of 116 amino acids. Lineage: Eukaryota; Viridiplantae; Streptophyta; Magnoliopsida; Brassicales; Brassicaceae. Gene Ontology annotation, cellular component: ribosome; cytosolic large ribosomal subunit. The transcript has a single exon. Gene Ontology annotation, biological process: cytoplasmic translational elongation. The record is from RefSeq and is a predicted model, not a curated record.
GAGAAGAGAUAAAACAUUUCAGCCCUUUCACAAACCCUAGCAGUCAAAACAAAGAACGAAAUCGAAAAAUCCCAAAACACGAUGAAGGUGAUCGCUGCUUUUCUCCUCGCCAAGCUCGGAGGAAACGAGAGCCCAACACCAAAUGAUCUGAAGAAGAUCUUGGAGUCCGUUGGUGCUGAGAUCGAUGAAUCGAGGAUAGAUCUGUUGUUUUCUCUUGUUAAAGAUCAUGAUGUGACUGAGCUUAUCGCUGCUGGGAGGGAAAAGAUGGCUGCUUUGUCUUCUGGUGGUCCAGCUGUUGCUAUGGUUGGUGGAGGAGGUGGUGGUGGCGGCGGUGGUGCUGCGGCUGAGCCGGUUGCUGAGUCUAAGAAGAAGGUUGAAGAGGAGAAAGAGGAGUCUUCUGAUGGUGAAGGCAUGAUGAGUCUCUUUGAUUGAUUUGGUUUAAGUUAGGCUGUGAUAUCUGUUGCUUAUGAGUAUUGUUUUGAUGUUGGUUUGGUUUUGUGAUGUUGGAUCUUUGUUAAAUGUUGAGACUUGUGUUUCUGAUGUUUGGAGCUUAUGAUUCUAUGGUUGUUUACUUGAGA